AUGCUGCUGCAGCUGCCGCUUUCCCUGCAGCUACCUAGGCAGCGGCAGCAUCCAGCAGCAGCAGCAACAGCAGCAGCAGACACCGAAAUAACAGCAGCAGCUGCAGCAGCAACAGUAGCAGCAACAACAGGCGGAUCACCAACGUCAUCAGCAACAGCAGCAACACCAACAUCAGCAGCAACAGCACCAACAACAGCAGCAUCACCAACAUCAGCAGCAUCAGCAGCACUAGCAUCGAUAACACCUACAUCAGCAGCAGCAGCAGCAGUAGCAGCAGCAAGAACUAAAGAUGGGGUGUAUAGGGAGGCAGAGGAUCAGCAGCUAUGGCAGUUGUUGUCUUCUCACCUCAACUACUGGCAGCACGGCAACAAGUUCUUGCAAUCAGGUCUGCCUCUGUUGCAGCGCUUGUUGUCCAAAGGUUAUUUUUCUGAGGAUAAUUCAGUGGCAUCAGCAGCAGCAGCAACAGCAGCAGCAGCAACAGCAGCAGCAGCAGCAGCAACAGCAGCAGAUCGAUGGAGUCUGCUGCUGCCUAAGCUUAAGGCCUUAGGCCUCCUUCGUUCUCCUUGUACUUCUUAUUAUCUUAUCUCUGGCAAUUUUGAUGCUUGGCUGCAGCUCUUUAAGGACUUCGAGGCCCUACAGAGCAGCAGCAGCAGCAGCAGCAGCAGCAGCAGCAGCAGCAGUAGCACUAGGUGUAGCAGCAGCAACAGCAGCAGUAAUAGCAGCAGCAGUAGUAGCAGUCGCAGCAGUAGCAGCAGCAGCAGCAAGAAUGAAUGUCCUACGGCGCAGCGGCAAGCGUCUGCGGGAGAGAGGAUGGAUGCUGCAGUAGCUUCACUGCUGCAGGACCAGCAGCAGCAACAGCAGCAGCAACAGCAGCAGCAGCAGCAGCCACAGCAGGGGCAGUCACAGCACCAGCCACAGCAACAACAUCCACAGCAACAGCAGCAACAGCAGCCACAGCAACACCAGCAACACCAGCUUCAGCCACAACAGCUGCAGCCACAGCAACAGCAGCAACGGCAACAGCAGCCACAGCAGCAGCCACCGCAGCUGCAGUCACCGCAGCUGGAGCCACCGCAGCUGCAGCAGCAGCAACAACCACAGCAGCAGCAGCAGCAGCAACACGGCCAGCAGUCAUACCAGCAGCAGCGUGCUGCACAAAUAGCUGCUCGCAAACCUUUUCAAUGGGUGUGCAGCAGCUGCAGCAGGGGCAGCAGCAGCAGCAACAACUUUAACAGCAGCAGCAUUUUGAGCAGGCUGCGACAGCAGCAGCAACUGCAGCAGCAGCAGCAGCAACUGCAGCAGCAGCAGCAAUUGCUGCAGCAGGAGCGGUUGCAGAAGCAGCGUUUAAUGCUGCAGCAAAUGUAUAUGAGACAACAACCCUCGAGAUUGCAACAGGCAAGUAGCCAUCCGCAGCAACAGCAGCAACAGCAACAGCAGCAACAGCAGCAGCAGCAACAGCUGCAGCAGCAACAGCAGCAGCAACAGCAACAGCAGCAACGGUCUUCUUUACAACGAGUGCAAGGGGAGCGCCGCUCUGCUUCGCUGCCAAACUGCCCCCCGCCCUCCACAGAACAACAAGGCAAACGGCCACGUCAAGCCCCAGAAGAUGCGGAGGCGCAACCAAUGCCGCCGCUGCUGCACCAGCAGCAGCAGCAGCAGCAGGAGAAGCAGCGGUGGCAGCAGGUGCAGCGCCAGCUGCUGCUGCAGAACCAGCAGCAGUUAUACUCUUGGUACGGGCAGCGGAAGCAGCAACUGCAGCAGCAGCAGCAGCAGCGAAGUCUGCUGCAUCCAUCCCCUUCGGUGGUCAGCAGCAGCAAUGGCUGCACUAGAGCAGCAAGAAGGCAGCAGCAGCACCAGCAGCAGGAGCAGCCGCUAAGCACAAUUAAGCAGCAAAAGAAGCAGCAAGUGCAGCGAACGCCCCAAGAUACGCAUAUGACUACCGCUUCCACCCCAGGAGUGCAGCACCGGCAGCAGCAGCAGCUGCAGCAGCAGCAGCAGCAAGGCAUGCAACACGAGCAGCAACUGCAGCAACGGCACAUACAGCGGCAGCAGCAACUGCAACACGCAACCUCACAGCAGUACUCCACUCGAACCUAUAUGACUCAGCAGCAGCAGCAGAAGCAGCAGCAGCAGCAGCAGCAGCAAGGGAAAAUAGAGCAACAGACGCAGCAGCGCGGUAUACCGGAGCAGCUGCACCAGCUGAGGGAAACAUUUAAGUUCCGACAGGAGCAGCAGAGGCAGCAGCUGCUGCUGCUGCGGCAGCAGCAGCUGCAACAGCCGCAGCUACAAUUAAGGGGUAACGGAAGUGAGCAUGCUCAGCAGCAGCAGCAGCAACAGCAGCGACAGCAGCAGAAGCAGCAACAGCAACAGAACGACCACCAAGAUAGUAACACGCUAGCUGCGUAUGGACAGAAUUUAUCUCAACAGCAACAGCAGCAGCAGCAGGAACAACAGCAGCAGCAACAACAGGCGAAAAGGCUACAGCAGCAGCAGCAGCAGCAACAGCAUGAGCAGUCGAAGGAGAAUGAGACGACGAAGGAGCAGAAGAAGCAGCAGCAGCAAGAGAAGCAGCAGCAGGAACAGCAGAAGACGCAGGAGAAGCAAAACCUCCUGAGGAUGCAGCAGCAGCAGCAACAACAAAAGCAACAACAGAUUCAACAGCAGCGACAAAAACAGCAACAGCAGCAAGACCAGCAGCAGCAGCAGCAGACACAGCACCACGACAUGCAACAACAACAACACGAACAGCAGCAACACCAACACCAACAGCAGCAGCAACAACAACAACACCAACAGCAACACCAACAACAACAUCAACAGCAACAACAGCAACAACAACAACAACAGCAACAACAACAACAACAGCAGCAGCAGCAACAGCAGCAGCAGCAGCAGCAGCAGCAGCAGCAGCAAGGAUGUGAAUAUUGUUUAUCAUUAUUAGAAGAUUUUGAUUUGGCAAUUUCAAGAUAUCGACAAGAAAUCAUUAACAUCGAACAACAACUCAAAUUGUUGUAA
Messenger RNA from Eimeria maxima, 3015 nucleotides. RefSeq lists its product as hypothetical. The record is from RefSeq and is a predicted model, not a curated record. The transcript has 4 exons. Lineage: Eukaryota; Apicomplexa; Conoidasida; Eucoccidiorida; Eimeriidae. The coding region runs from base 1 to 3015 and encodes 1004 amino acids.